UUCAUUCUUAGAAUUGUUGACUUUCCUGUUUCACGGAAAAUAUACCCUACUAAAGCUUAAAAGAUGGGUCGUAAUCGGGCGCCGCGUCCAACAUUCCAACUGGGAGACUUCGUUUUCGCCAAGAUGCAGGGCUAUCGCCCCUGGCCGGCCCGCGUCCUCGGCCGCUGUGACACCGUCUCCGAAACCAAGUAUAAUGUGCUCUUCUACGGAACUUGGGACACCGCCAAGGUGUCCCCUUCGCAUAUGUUCGAUUUCCAGACAAACAAACGGCGUCUGGGCGCCCGGCGCUCUAGGAGAACCGCGCGGACCACCGACUUUGGCAAGGCAAUGACGUACGCGCAACAGGCGUUUGAAGGGCCCGAAAAAGACUUUGUCUAUUAUCAGGUGCUGGCGCGGACGGAGGGUGAUGGCGAGUGUUCCGUAGCCUACGAAACGUCGGCCACGGAGUCGGAGACUGAUUUGGAGGAGGAGCAGGUGCUCCCGCCUGCCAACAAGCCAAAGAAAUCAAUGUCGCUGCUGGAUGACCAGGAUGAUGCUCCAGAUCAACCUCAAGUGACCAACGUUCUAGAAAUAGAGCUAGAGCAGGACAAUCCUGUAGUGGGCAAUGAACAUUUGAAGGAUUUGGAAGAGCAGGACAACGUAGAAGAGCAGUUGGAUAACAUAAUGAAAAAGGAAUAUGAUGAUCCGGAUUUAGCUUUCAUAGUUGAAAGUAACGAAGAUAUAGAUUCUGAUAACGACCAGCCCAUUAACCUGUGCUGCCGUCGCAUCACUGGAGACGAGCAGUGAACGGAGUCGGCUUACUAUUACUUCUAAUGUUUAUUGACAAUAUCUAUAAUUUC
Drosophila kikkawai is the source of this 839-nucleotide messenger RNA. RefSeq names its product hepatoma-derived growth factor-related protein 3-like. The record is from RefSeq and is a predicted model, not a curated record. NCBI's taxonomy places the organism in Eukaryota, Metazoa, Arthropoda, Insecta, Diptera, Drosophilidae.